Messenger RNA from Arabidopsis lyrata subsp. lyrata, 847 nucleotides. RefSeq lists its product as uncharacterized. Bases 258 to 719 code for a protein of 153 amino acids. The transcript is spliced from 3 exons. NCBI's taxonomy places the organism in Eukaryota, Viridiplantae, Streptophyta, Magnoliopsida, Brassicales, Brassicaceae. The record is from RefSeq and is a predicted model, not a curated record.
UAACAAACUUUGCUAAAAAUGUACUAUUUUUUUUGGUUCUCUCUAAUUUUAGUUAAGAGACGAUUCAAAGGUUAAGAAUCUCCCAUUAAAUUCGUGGUUCUUUACUUUGUUGUGUUUGGUAAUCUAAGAAAAAUGAUUUGACUUUCUUUUUUCUAGUGUCAAUGGACGUUAUCUUCCUCUAACUACUUUUUCCUUGUCCCAUUUUUUUUUUUUUUUUUUUUUUGUCUUUUUGAGUUUGCUCCGGCUUUUCCUACAACAUGGGUUGUGGUGUUUCAAGGCCGGAGACAGAUGAAGAAGGACAAGAAGAAGGAUAUCGGCAAAAAUCUAUCGGUAAAGAUAGUGAAACUGCCGAUAGUUUCAUAUCCAAUAAAGAGCUUCUUGAGAUAUCUACACAUAGUAAAGAUUCCAAAACUAGUGGCGAAAAGACGAGUAAAGAGGAGGAAAAUGAAUGGAAAGAAGAUGAAGAACAGAAAGGAGAUGAGCUAAAAAUUUCACCUGAAUCUCCGAGUUUUCGAAUUUAUUGCGUUUUCCCUAGAGAUCCUAAUGAUGACAACCUCGUUGAUGAUUUGCAACGGAGCAAGAACAUAUUGGAAGAAAACAAGGAGCAAAAAGGAAAGAGACAAGAAGCAGUAGGAAUGAAAAUAAGAAGAAGAUUUAACAAUGUCAAGAAGCUUCUAAGCCCUCCAACUGUACCUUCCUCCACAGCUAAUCGCGGUUGAUUUAAUUGGUUUUUAAAUUCUUCAUAUUAAAGUAAUUGAGGUUUAGAGUGAAACUUUGGGGAAAUUCAUAUGAUGUGUUAGUGGCCAGAAGCAUUUGACUACUUCUCUAUUUUUACCAUUCUUAGAUU